Molecule: messenger RNA, 1902 nt
Organism: Aspergillus alliaceus
Lineage: Eukaryota; Fungi; Ascomycota; Eurotiomycetes; Eurotiales; Aspergillaceae
Product: class I SAM-dependent methyltransferase
Exons: 3
Coding region: 459-1337 (292 amino acids)
Source: RefSeq, a predicted model, not a curated record
GAGCAAGCCUCGGAUUGAGCAGUGGCCGUGCAAUUGAGGGUGCAUAGGGAGGUCAGAAUAGCCUCGUACUGUAUGUACAUAGUGCAAUCGAGUGUUUACCAAACAAUGACUGACUCCUUUGACCUAUAGUAUGCUUUUUGGAGAUUAUCGACGAGAACGGGAGGCUUGAUGGACCUGAUCCGUCAAGCAUCAGAUGUAACGUCCGAGGCAACCUUCGCGACGCCCCGGUGGGGGCUGCAGGGCACAUCUAUCCUAUUGACUGUAAUGAGGCAUUUAAUUAGACGGGAAGUGGCCGGAGCGAAUACGAGAAGCCCUGACUCGGAAAAGAGCCGAUCCUUCUCCAAGGGCUGACAACUAUACUUAAGAAAGAGACAAGACGGACAAUGUGGUUCAGCAGAUACAAAUCCUUCUUUUAUUCUCUAUAUUCCAAUCCAUCGUAGCCCGGUAUAGACUGCAAAAUGACUGACACACAAAUUGUAGCGGACUGGUACAACCGAAAUGCGGCACUUGAACACGAUCGGUUGAAUAAUUGUCGCCUCGAAUUCUCAAUCUCGCUGAAAGCGAUCCAUCAGUGUGUGGAGCUACUGGGAGAGCAACGACCGUUGAGGAUUCUCGAUGUAGGGGGAGGAACAGGUCGAUAUGCAGUCGAACUGGCACGGAGAGGCCAUUCGGUCACUCUCACCGACAUCUCCGAGUCGGAGCUUAAUCUGGCCAAGUCCCUCGCCACAGAAUUUGGUGUAACGCUCGAGGCGAUCGUCACAGCCGAUGCACGAAGCAUUCAAGUGGGCUCCAAGGAGGACAACCCUCAGAGCAUCUUCAUCACAUCCGCCUACGAUUUGAUUCUCUGCCAGGGCCCAAUGUACCACCUCCUCGAAGAAUCUGAACGUUUACACGUCCUAUGUGCUUGUGCCUCCAUGCUCCGUCCCGGCGGUAUCCUAGCGGUCGCGUUUGUCACUCGAUACGCGCAUUUGAGGGAUAUCGCACAGCGAGAGCCGGCUCGUCUCGCGGAGGAGUUCGACAGUUUCUAUCGAGAGUACCUCUCUUCGGGAAAAUACACGCGGAAUCCAACCAUGACUUCGCACCAUACCAGUGCCGAGGGGAUCAGGGGUUUGUUUCACAAGGCAGAUGGGCAGCUGAGGACGCGGGAAAACGUCGGGCUUGCUCUUACUCGAAUUCUGGCGUGUGAAGGGUUUCUCGGGGGAGGACUGGCUGGGAGGCUGGGGGAUCUAUCGCCGGGCUCGUAUGAGCGAUGGGUGGAUGUCGUUAUGCAGUUUGCUGAGGACGAAGGGCUACUAGGUAACGCGGAUCAUUUGUUGGCUAUCGCGGAAAGGAAAUAAUGGCUUUGGUCUUCUCUUCGACGACAUUCAUAGGACUUGUUAUUGUGAUUGAGAUUCUCGCAUCAGCUUGCCCUAUCCUCCGCCCCUUUCGCGUUAACCAAGGACGGACCACGGUAGAUGUGCCACUUUGACUUCGGAAAGAUAACCUCAAAGAUAGCAAUCCACCACAACCCGUACAGGGCGUCCCCAUGGUCGUAUUUCUUGAUAGCGAAUACUCGAGGUCUUUCCUGUGGCAACCGUGGCAGUCGCGAUAUCAAGGGGGGUGAGGGAGUCCUGCACUGAACCACACUUUAACCAUAUUAGGGGCGUAAUUCCAGCAGAUAGCGCAGAAUUAAGCCAUGUUAUGGAGUACUGCUGCAUGGAAUCUAGACUAGAUAGAGAUAUAGGUCGAUAGGGCACGCGGAACAAACCGUUUCUUAAUGAAGGGACGACACGGGUCCAGUGCAUCCAGACCAACGGUUCGGAACAGGAUUCUUUUGCCGGAUUUGGAGAGAAGCGAUACCAGCCUAUCAGAGAUCGUCUAUUCAAGGGAUUUCUACCCCAGAUAACGCGAGAUAGGUCGGCA